UGUUUAAUUAAAAAUAAACCAUUUCAUCAGCAUUUAGCAUUUGAAAUGGUAGCAUUUAUUACAUUGUAUAAUGCAAGUACUACAAGGUAAUGAUAUCAAAUAGUAUAACAACUAAGCUAAAAGCUUCAAAAAGCUUCCAGCAAGAUAACAAAUCAUCGGUAACUGUCACAGAAGACGACGAAACAAUUGAAGACGAAUCUAAAACUGAUAAAGAUCAUGUCAAUCAUGUCACAAAUCAUGUUAUGGUAUUCUCACCCCGUACUAAAGUUCGUGGAUUAUUGGAAUUUCGUCCAGGUCCCGGUGGUCGUCAAAAUGAAAACGAUCGUCGAUCUACAACACGAGACCGUGGUGGGAAAAUCUUUUCAUAUUCACGUAUCUCGGAUUACCGGACACCACGCACUAAAUUUCAAGAAUCGUUGAAUCGUAACAAUUCCAAUGAAUGUAUUCAACAUCAUUCGAAACAUUUUUUGGAUAUGGAUAACAAAAAUAAAUUAGAUAGCGGUUACAAUAAUUUACCAGAUGAUCCACGCAUAUCGAAAAUGUUACGGAAAUUGUGCGUGGAAACGGAUCAAGAUCGUUCGAUUGCAAUCUGCCAUAAAUUAUUGGAUACGCUGAUGUUUCCCGACAAUGCGAAAUAUAUUCGACGUGCAUUUGAUAUUUUAGCAGAUACGCUUCUGGGAAUUAUUAAAUUUGGUCCGUGCGAAGAUACGCGCUAUUUAGCAGCACGUGCUCUGGGUCGGAUUGGAUAUAUCAUGGAAAACGAUUACAAAUACUUUUUGACCUGGUUAAUCAAGGAAUUUACUAAAAGUCGAGAUGAUGAAAUCAAAAUACUUCUUAUCAAAUCCCUAAUCGAAACGUAUACUCUGGAGCGCACUCAAUCUAAACUCUACGACUACUCAACUUUAACCCUGAACAAUAUUAUCAGUCAAGUGGAGUACGCUGAACGGCCAGAAUUAUUUAUGGCCCUAAUCGAUGUUGUGUUAAUGAUCACAGAAUGUUAUCCGAACGAAGUCAAUUCUCAUUUUCGAGAUGUGGUUGAUAUAUUAGUGGGAUGGCUUGUAGAAAGUAAUCAUUCGCCUGAGAUGGCAGAUUAUGCUUCGCGAAGUUUGCAACGUUUGGGUGUUCAUUGGCAGACGAAUAUUUUAUUUUCAAUUCAAUUAUUAGCACAGUUUUUAGAAGAUUUAGUUGCGUUUAGCGAAGCGUUUAAUUCAUCCGGAUCAUCUACACCGUUGGAGUAUAUUUCACCAAAAAUUGAGACUUCACUGAAUCAAGUAACAGCUUUAACUCGAGUUAUUAACACUGUACUAAAAUGUUUGGGUACAUGUUUAAAUCCAUCGAGUAGUUCUUGUAUAACACUCCAAUUUUUAACGGAUUGUUUUAUUAAUAUUGUUUCAACCGCAACUAAAACAUUGGAUAAAUAUUUACCAGAAAAUUUAAUAAUUGCCGCCAAUGAAAGUGCUUACAUUCUACUUGGAUACAUCCAAUCAAAAUCGGCCCAAGCUAACGAAUUUUUAUAUAAUUUAAUUGAUAUCGAAUUAUCGUUAACUCAAGAUUUUAGUGAUGCAACUUUGGUUUCGAUGUUGUUAUUAAUUUCACAAACGAUUAAAGAAGUUGCUGCGAAUUUACCAAUUGAAUUGGUGCAAAAACUUUUAGGGGAAACAUCGGAAAUUUUAAAAUUACGUAAUUCACCAUCGAUAAACGUUCAAACUGGAGUUGUGAGCGUUUAUCAUAGUUUAUUAAACUUAAAAAAUAUUCCAUUGCUUCAGGAAGCAUAUCGAUAUGUUUUGGGAGAUUUGGAGCGAAGUUAUUUAGUUUUAUUACCUAAUUUGGAACCUUUUUGUGCAAAUAAUCCAAUGACGAUAACUUACAGCGAAUCGGAAGCAGAAAUAACAACUUUAUUCCUUCUUCGCUGUCUUUCCGACUUAGCUAACGCAAGCAGUUCAAUCAUCGGAAUGUGGGCAUUACGUCCAAGUAUUUUGGAACUGUUGGCUGUUCAAUUAAAACCAUAUUCAUACGAAUUAGGGCUACAUUGUCCCUCGUUACAACACGCAAUUUUAUUUUUAUUAUACUCGCAUUGUAAGCGAUAUAAUCAUUUUGUUUCGAGCAGCAAUCUAGUUUUCCAAUCGCGUACAAAUGUUUGUGAUAUGUUGGGACUCCCGUUGAAUAUUAAUUUGGGAGAAGGUGCAACAAGUUCACCUACAUCAGGACAUUUAACAAUCAUUUUAGAUGUGGUGACGAAAACUUUGCUCACGCAAACUUGUGUUGAAACAAAAUGUUUGAUUUUAACAUGGUCGAAAGAAAUUAUCACACUCUCGGAAUCGUAUUACGAGACGUUGUAUCAGAAGCCGAGUUUUAUGGAAUUUACGAAUGCGAUAACGCAAUGUGGAUUUGAUAUUAACGGCGAUAUUGUAACGACUGUUUAUGAGACGUUAAGUCUGUUGUUGAGUAAUAAUCGUGCUAAAUGGUCGACGGAUUUUCUAACAAAAUUAAGUGAUUUGUGUGCGUUACAUAUGAAUUGUGUUGAUGAGGAAAUCCGUAACAAGUAUUCCAUACUCUCCACGAAAAUUCCAUGGAAUAUAAUCACUUUUAACAUCGAAAAACAAUCUCAACUAAGUAAAAUUAAGCGUAAAUAUAAAAAUCAACUCCCCCAAGGGGAAUAUAACAAAAGUGUGGUCCAAUUAGCUCAACAUUUGCAUAUAACUCGAAGUGGAGGGGGUAACAUAGAAAUGCAUACCCAAAAUUUUAAGAAAUUUAUGUCCCAUUUACUGUUUGGACACGAACAUGAGUUAAAUUGGUUGGAGAAUAUCUUAAAUAGUUGUUGGCCACUUUUGGAUACCACAGAUUUGGAUGAUUAUGUGACUUAUUUUGGAAAUUUAGCUCAAAUUUCAUAUCCGUUGUUAAUUUUUUGGAUUACCUUUGAAGCGGCUAAUUUUUGUGUGAAUAAUAAGUUACGUACACCACUUGGUAAACCAACGGAUACAUUUACGAGUAUCGAAAGUUCGAUUAAAAAAUUGGCUAGGGAAAUUACGAAUGAACGAAAAACAGCAUCGAUUAGUUUGAUGUUAAAAGAAAAUAAACGGGUACGAAUUUUAAUGGAAUUUAUGGAACAUCUUGAAAAAGUUAUUUACAAUGCUUCAGAAGGUUGUGCGACGGCGAUGACUCAACCAAGUAAACCUGUACGCACCUUUUUUCAUACAAACGCUAGUACAUGUCGUGAAUGGUUUAGUCGAAUUCGAAUUGCAAUCACGGUUGUUGCUUUACAUGCUGGACUUAGUCCCAUGGCUAUACGACACGCGCAAGCCUUGUUAAAUGAUCUCGCUAACGCCGAUAACACUCAAGGCGUGGAAUUUGAACGAGCUGUCUUACAUCUAGCCUGGGGAUAUCUUAAUCUAAACGAAUCCGAAGCUUUGCAAGGCUUAUACGUUUGGUGUUCGAAUAUUGCUAAAAGAAAAUUUGCCUGGCUUAAAACCGCCGCGGAACAAGCUAGCAAAAAGUAUGAGAACGCUGCGAAAGCUUAUGAAAGCAUUCUAGAAAGCGAGUUACAGCAAAAUUUGGAUGAGAAAACUGAAGGUGGUGGGGAGCCAAAUGAAAGUUUUGAUAAGAGCAAAAAUGAUUCGAAAUUAUUGAAAUUAACUUUCAUCAGUGAUCAAAUAACGGAAUGUUAUCGAAAAGUAAACUGUUGGAAUGAUUUAGCUCAAUGGAAACUUAAGGAACAUGACCUUUUAGCUAAAUAUAAUCAAAAUGGAGGAUUUAAUAAGUACACGUUAAAUUGUAUCAGCUCGGAUUACGCUCAAACGUUGUUUGAAUUUGAGGAAAAUGAUUUUGUAUUACUUGGAGAGUUAACCAAAUGGAAUAAAACGGAAAAAUCAUGCGAAAAUAGUUCAUGGAGCACGUACAGUUUGUUACAUGAUGUCGAAACCGAUUUAUACGAUUGUGUUUUGAAUCUGCAACGACCCGAUGUUAAGUACGAAACUUAUAAAGACAACUUAAAUAACGCUGUUAAUAUAACUCAAGUUUGUAUUCAAGAAAAACUACGAAAUUUACCGUCAGAAUUCCUACAAAAUUCCGUAUUUUUAAAUCAAAUCGCUACAUGCAUGAAAAAUACAUUUUUGGGAAAUACGAACGGCGAAACUUGUAUAAAUAUCUGUACAGAUCAAAAUAGUAUACGACAAAUGAAUUCGAACAUUUUAUCGAAAAUUCUAUGGUGGUCGGAAUGUUUCAAUAAAGUUAAACCACAAAAUACAACCUUGGAUAUCGCAAAUUUACGUUUAGAUGUUGCUAGGGCCGCUCGUAAAGAAGGUAAUUUUAAUUUGGCGCGAAAACAAAUUCAAAAGUUUUUCGAUUUGAAAAAAGAUUUAUAUUUGAUUGGAGAAUCGAAAAUGAAUCAAUGGGCAGUUUUGGAGAAUAUAUCAAAAACUUUAAUCGACUAUGAAAAUUUGGAUGUAAGUACGUGGUCGUUAAAUAACGCUCGAGCAUUAAUGGAAGCCGCUAAGUUGUUGUAUGUGAGUCACGAUAAUAAGGAACUAGCGUUAUUUUUAUGCGCUGUCACAUCAUUUGGUGUGUCACAACGAAUCACGAUGUCUGAUUGUAGUUACGAGCUUCGUGAACGUGGAACUAGAAUGUUGUUAACAUUAGCGAAAUGGGUUCAAAUCGAAACGAAUCAAAAUUAUGUCGCAGAUAUUUCAAAUCCACUAGGUCGUUUCGUAACGUUGAUCCCAGAAAUUGGAUUAGUUGAACAAAGUGAUCAUACUGAUAUCAUUCCGAUACAAGAUAUGGCAGUGGGAAAAGUUUUACAAUUUGCGGCGAAUCAAUGCUCAACGUUAGCGAAAGUAUGGUUCACAUAUGGAUCGUGGUGUUAUCGUUGGGGACGAAAAAUGGUUGAUCAUAGCAGUGAAUCUGGAACAGCUGGUGGGACUUUAUCGGAAAGUGAUCGUGAGGCGAUUAAAAAUUUAAUGCCAAUUGGAACUUCACUUGAAGAUUUACAGAAUGUUUAUCAAAUUUUAUCACAAACUCGAGCUGUUGCCGAUGAAGAUGAUAUCGGAUCAAAUGACAUAAACACUUCGGAGAUGAUCGAAGCUCAAUUACGAAGUGUGCCAAUUUUAUCGAAUGCUUAUCCCGAACAUUUAUUAAUGCUUGUUAAUAUCUGGCGACAAGCACAAAAACGGGUGUACUCCUACUACGAUUUAUCUGCGAAUGCGUACUUUAAGUACUUAGAACUGUACAGUACCGCGGAUUUACUCGAAUCCGGUGAAUGUACAACAAUAACCGCAACACUACGAUUACUUCGUUUAAUUGUGAAACACGCGCUGGAAUUACAAACUGUGCUGGAAUCUGGAUUAGCUACCACUCCGACUCAACCAUGGAAAGCGAUUAUCCCUCAAUUAUUUUCACGAUUAAAUCAUCCAGAAGCGUAUGUACGGCGACGUGUUUCAGAACUCCUAUGUCGUGUGGCCACAGAUGCUCCACAUUUGAUAACAUUCCCCGCUGUAGUUGGAGCCGUACAAGGAGGAGUCAAUCAAUUAGAAUUCGCUGAAAUGAAAGAUUAUUUAUCUCAAAAUGAUAACGAAAACAAUGAUUUCGACGAUUUAGACGAAACGGAUAAAGAUGUUACGAAUAACGUUCUAAAUAGUUGUUUUAUGUCUAUGGUCGAAACUUUAAGUAAACAAACACCAGAAACCAUUACUCAAGUGCAACUUUUAGUCAAAGAACUUCGUCGAAUUACACUUUUAUGGGAUGAAUUAUGGCUGGGAACUUUACUUCAACAUAACAAUGAAAUUGUUCGACGUCUAACUCAACUCGAACAAGAGAUUCUAAAAGUUAACAACAACACAAAUUUAACGAAAGAUGAAAAAGAGUACCUAGUUGCGGAAAAACAUCGAAUUCUAACGAAGCCAAUUAUAUUUAUUUUGGAGCAAUUACAUUCGAUUACCUCAAUAACACCAGAAACACCGAAUGAGAAACUAUUCCAGGAACGUUUUAAUUCAAUUAUUGUGGAUGUUAUCGAAAAAUUAAAGCAUCCAUUAAAUCCAAACAAACCAAAAGAAUCUUGGCAACCUUUGAAAGUUUUACAAACAAAAUUACAGCAAAGAGCCCAUAAACGAGCUUCGUAUACCCUGAAAAUGUCUGAUAUUAGUCCAAUUCUGGCUCAAAUGCAUGAUACAGUUAUUGCAAUGCCUGGACUUCGAAAUAAUAACUCAAAACAAUUGGUAACAAUCAUGUCAGUCGAUAAUCACGUUUCGAUCUUACCAACGAAAACUAAACCGAAAAAAUUAAUAUUCCAUGGUUCGGAUGGUCAAACUUACACGUAUUUGUUUAAAGGUCUGGAAGAUCUACAUUUGGAUGAACGAAUUAUGCAAUUUUUGAGUAUUGCAAAUACAAUGUUGGCAAAAGGUUCCGAGAAUAAUGUUUACCGAGCGAAACAUUACUCGGUAAUUCCGUUAGGUCCUAGAUCGGGUUUAAUCAGUUGGGUGGAUGGUGUUACUCCUGUGUUCGCGUUAUACAAACGUUGGCAACAGCGAGCAGCUACAAAAGCUUCGCUAAAACAAAAUAGUUCACAAACAACGGUUUUACGUCCUUCGGAAUUGUUUUACAAUAAACUGAAUCCGUUAUUAAAAGAACAUGGAGUGAAGAAUAUCGAUAAUCGUAAAGAAUGGCCUGUGAGUGUGUUAAAACAAGUUUUAACUGAGUUAAUGGCGGAAACUCCCGAUGAUUUGUUAGCUCGUGAAUUGUGGUGUCAUAGUAUAAACACUGGUGCUUGGUGGCAAAACGUGCGGAAUUAUUCGUAUUCGGUGGCAGUGAUGAGUAUAAUCGGGUACAUUAUUGGAUUGGGGGAUCGUCACCUAGAUAAUGUUUUAGUGGACUUAUCCAGUGGAGAAGUUGUGCAUAUUGACUAUAAUGUGUGUUUUGAAAAGGGGAAAACGUUACGUGUCCCAGAAAAGGUUCCAUUUAGGAUGACACCAAAUAUUCGUGCUGCUCUAGGUGUAACAGGAGUUGAGGGUAUAUUUCGAUUGGCGUGUGAACACGUGUUGCGAACAAUGAAAAAAGGACGUGAGACAUUACUCACACUAUUGGAGGCAUUUGUUUAUGAUCCGCUGGUUGAUUGGACGGUUGGUGGGGAAAGUGUAUUUGCGACCACUGUUUUUGGAGGUAGUGCAUCAACGAUUUCAACUAAUACUACAAAACAAUCGAGACGGGAGUUGGAACGUGAAGUGACCACCGCUAUGUUUAAUGUACGCUGUGCUGAAAUGAAAACGGAAUGGCUUAACAAUAAGACGGAUAUGGAAAAUCAAAUAAUAGUUGUAAUUAAAAAUUUGAAAAAAUGGAUUGAAGAAUAUCAAAAUGUACAAAAUGCCGAAGAAGCUUUACAAGAUUUACAUCAACAGAUGGCAAUUGUUAAAGAAGCCGAAGCAAAUAUCGGUACCGGAAAACAUUCGUUGUUCACGCUUCCACAACGUUAUCAAACAUACAAACGAACUUAUGAAGCAUUCAAUUUGGCCAAAAAGAAUUUAGAUGAUAAAAUUGAAGAUUGUGAGAAGCAUACUAAGCUGCAUGUGGUAGCGUUAGCCGCAAUCCGUGGACCUCAACUUUCACAAUGGAUACAAGAAUUAAACUUCCCUAUAGAUCAUGAAAAUCAUUUAGUUUUUGAUCUAAUUAAAGAAUUCCUCCAGAAUGCUGGACAAAGUUCAAUGAUUACGCAAUGCGAACAAUCAGAAGUUGAAUUGGCCACUUUAGCUCAGCAACAAACCGUUUUAAUUCGUUCCUGUUUAGAUUUAUUAAGCCAGUAUGCAGCGGUUGCAAGUAAUUACCCAACGUCUUCACUAGAAAAACAUCGUUCGAUUUGCUAUUUAAAAUGGUGUCAAAUACUUCGCGAUACUAAAUCCGUUGAUGUCUGUCAUGAAGUGUUAGCACAAUUUAAUAGUGUUUUCGCACCAGAAACCGCAAAUAAUCCGUUAGUUCAACAAGUUGUCUCGUUUUCUUAUCAAUUACAAACAAUUGUUAACGAUGCUAACCUUAAAUUGAAAAAGAGUUACGAUCGUUUAACGGCUGAAGGUAUACCAGAUUCUGGAUCACGUUUAGAUCAAACUUACAUCGAAGCUAAGAAUUCGAUACAAACAUUCUUACGUUUAGAGAAAGGUGCUAUUAAAGCUUUCGAAUGUGUGAAUAUUACCGCGUUAUGUGCGCUAAAUAAACGAUUUUUAAUGAUGGAACAAGCUGCGGCAAGUGCAGGAGAUGUACUCAUGGAUUUACAUUCAAUGGAAGGUGAUUGGUUUCUGGAUGAAAUGCAUCUAAUGAGCAGUUUAGUAACGGAACUCUCGAAUUUAAUACCAGUACAACAUAGUGGAGGAACAGCGGGAAGUAAUACUUCGAAUUCGAAUAAGAUAAUGGAUGAUAAUAAAGUUUCGACAAUGUUGAAUUGUUUAAAAACUGCAAAUAAUAUUUAUAAAGGAUUACAAGAAUUGAAUUUUAAUUUUUAUACAAUUAUUUUACCGGAAGCAAUGAAAACUAUCCAAACUGAAGAGCCAUCUGUUAUUGCAAUUGUAAAUGAAUUGAAUGAUUUAAUUUUGAGUGUUGGAUGUCCUUUAUCCAAAUUAAUUGGACAAUUAGAAAUUCAUUUACGUUUCACAAUUAUGCAAAUGGAUUCACCUCAAGCAAAUGUACAAAGUAUUGUAGCACAGUUACGUUCACGCUACGAUGCCAUGUUGCAUUCACAAUCAGAUGAUAACGGUUCAACGGAUACGCUAACGCCUGGAAAAAUGUUAUUAAUGGGCUUUAAUGGACUGUUCGAUAAAUUAAAUGUGGAAUCGAACACACUGAUAUCCACGUUCAAUUCAUUGGAUAUACCUAGUUGCUGGAAGAAAGUCGAUCAAUAUCGUGAAGCUAAAGCGCUGAGUGCUCCCAUUUUUAAGGAUCAAACUCGUUCUGUUUUGGAUGACAUAUUUUUAUUAAAACGUAUCCAAACAAUCAGCGAAUUCUUUGUAUUGUGUGGACAAAUGUCUUGCUCUUUUAAGGGCGUUGGUAUGGCCACAGUUUACGAUGAUGCAAGUCUCAACAAACCAAUCCAUCGUUUUACAGCUGAUUAUGUUAGUCGACAAUUAUUAGGAGUCACCUCACAGAUUAUUGCCUUAGCGCUAUGUGUUUUGCUACAACGUAUGGGUCUGAAUGUAACGAACGAAAUCGAACAACGUGAUGUUGGAGCCGAGCAUAAAGUACCCCUUGAAGAACUGUGCCGUAAACUUGUCGAUACACACUUAAAACGUGGCAGUUUCACAAGCAAUGUUUUAGCUCAAGCAUCUGGAUUAAGUUCUACGCUCGAAAAUUCAUGGCGUCGUCGUGAAAUCGCACGCCAUUUACAACAAAAUGUUGAAGCACAACGCACUAGCUUACAACGUUUACAAUUACAAUUAACUGCACAUUAUUGGUUGCAUGAAGAUAUUAUAAUGUUACAACCAGGUCUAGCGAAUUUAUCACCGGUGAUUCGAUCGAAUUUCAUGAUGGAACUUCGAAAAAAUUCGUCAACUUUACUUGGGAUGCAACAACGGUUAACAGAAGCACGUGAACAACAACGUUCGUUGGUAUCUAGUGCAGAACAACGAUUAAAAUGGGCUGCUGGAGCGAACCCUGCGUUAAGUGAUGUUAUGGCUGCUUUUGAAUGCGCAGUAAAUAUUCGUGAAGAUCGUUUAACACUCGAACAAAAGUUGGCUUUGCAAGUUGGUAACACGUGUUCUGCAUUAUUACAUCAUGAAGCGUUGCGAACACGUACUUCAGAAGGAAUGUCUCAUGACGCUGCGUUUAUAGCUUUGCUAAAUCAAUGGGAACAAGCAUGCACACUUUUAAGUCAAUGUACGUCCACGAUUUCAUCGACAGAGGAAAGCUUAAUGGAAUUACUUCCUGUAGAAGGAAAUCUCAUCGAUGCAAGUUGGGUGAAAAAGUCCUCGAAUAUGAUCUCGGAUAUGAUUGCUACACGCCAACAGCUAAUGUUGCUCCAAUCGGAGAAUGUAAGCGUUGUGCGUGACUUACUAAAAGCUUCCGUGGAUAGCUUAAAAGAUUUAUGGAAUACGCACCAUCAUUUAAUGGGAGAUAUCCGUAACUUGCUAAAAUCUAUCUCGAAAAACGAUGAUUGUUGUCUACUGCAAGGUUUACACGAUUACUUACGAAGUUAUUACUCAUAUUCAGAGAAAAUAACAGCAGCAUUCUUCGCAUUAAACAAUAAUAACACGUCUGGAUCCACAGAAGAUUUGAACGCAGAUGAUGUAGAGAAGGCAUUACAUAACUUAGAAGAUAUUGUACAAUUAACAAGCCCCAUUUAUGACGAUCUACUAAAGUUUAAAAUUGAUAUGACGUCAUAUAAUACGUCAUCAAAAGUGAAACAACAACAAAGGCCACCGUUGUUACGACAAGAUCCAAUAUGGCAACAGAGUCCACGGAAACAAACGGCACAACCAUUACAAGGUACUGUUGUGAAUUCAUCCGGUCGUGGACAACAAAGAAAUGCUUAUGCAGUUGGUGUAUGGCGACGUGUACGUAUGAAGUUGGAAGGAAGAGACCCUGAUCCUGGUCGGAGGUAUACGCUACAAGAACAGGUCGAUUAUGUAAUUCGUGAAGCAACGAAUUUAGAGAAUCUAGCUCUAUUGUAUGAGGGCUGGACUCCAUGGGUGUGAACGGGUCCAUCAAAUGUAAGCAGGUCAAACACCUGCCUGGUUCACACUCUCAUAAAAAUCUAAUGAUCUAAAAACCACUACAAAUCAAACAUACAAAAAAACGUGCGCAUGCUACACAACCACACUGCUAGGCUAUCGUAUAACGUAUAGCGUAAAAAACAUACAAAAACAAACAAAACAAAUGAAGCGAUCGUAUUCAAUGUAGAUGCGCGUGCGCAUGCGUGGUAAAAAUAAUUACAAAAAAAAAUUAUAAAACAAAUAUGGCGACAAUGUUGUUAUAAUGUAUGUGGCGUAUGUGUGGUGUGUGUGUGACAGUGUCGUCCACACUCCUCUAAUUGUACGGCCAUUUUGUUGUAUUGUCGUCCACCAUUUUGUUGUCGCCCGUGUUUAAAACAAAAAAACAAACAAACAUAUAAAAUUACAUCAAAACAACGUUUUGAAAUAAUGGUUAAUUCAGAAAAUUUAUUACAAAAUUUUUUGUUUGGACCAAAAACGUUGGUGCGCUCUCCGCAGUAGUUGUGUGUGCCUAACUCAAAUUUAUUUAGGCUGCCUUCUACUUUCAAAUCAUAAUUUUGCUUAGAGAUAUUUCUAAAGUAAAACUACUCUAUAUAAAUAUAACUUACGUUCAUUAUAAUACCUUCAUUCCCCCCUCUCUCUACACCCAACCCCCUCAUUAUUUAAUUGAAGCAGUUAUCUAACUCUAAUUACCCUCUUUAUCUCCCUUUUACCACCACCCCCGACACACAUACUAUCUUUCUCUUUAAUUUAUUACAUUUCUCUCUGUAAACUAAUUUUUAUCAAAUAUAAUUGUUCAUCCAAUUUUCCCCCUUGCCUCACUUUUAUUAUUAAGUUAUUGGUAAAUGUCAUCAUUUGAAAGAAAUCUACAAUGGAAAAGAUUAAUCAAAAAGUGAGGUGCUUUUUGAAAUCUUUAUACAGAAAGUGUCAACAGUUACUUAAAAUUUAACCCUUUAUACUGAAGAGAUAUGUGAAAUAAGAAGGACCUCGGAUCACUGUAUAUGCAGAAUGGCUUCUUGUCAUUCUGAACAAAUGUCUCAAAGCGUAAAAAUCUCGCUGACGGUGCCGUUUUCGAGGUAUUCAAUAUCAAAUUUUCAUUGAAUUUCAAGAGGUUAUAUCACAUGCAAUCCUUAUAAUGUGCAAUCCUCGGGAACUUUAACAUGGACACCAUUGAGGCAUUUGUUCAUAAUGACAAGAAGAAUAUUUUCCCAAGUUCUGGGAAAAAGCUAUUCUUCAUACACAGUGGUCCGUGGUCCAUUUUGGGUAUAAAGGGGCCAAGUGUCAAAUGCCUUGAUUUUGAUAUUAAAUAAUUUUCUGUUUUCCCCGAAAAUAAUUUCUUAGAAAUUGUAUAAGAAUCGUUCGAUUUAUCUUUUUAAAUUAAAAGCUUGGAAGUAUUCUUUUGGACAAAUUGAUCGUUAAAUCGUUAAGAUUACAAUAUAUUAAGCUGCCUCAUUUUCUCGUAUUACAGACGAGAGUUCCGCGUUACUGAGACUUCAAAUCUUUUGAUUUGUUGUAAAGUGAGAGAGAGCUUACGCGGCAGUACUUUCAGAAUUACUUGAGGAAAAUAUUUUGUCAAAAGGAUUACUCCAAACAAAAAUCUCGUAGUUUAUAUUUCCAAAUUUGAAGCAAGGAAAAACAAGAAAGAUAACUUUUAAAUACUUAAUGAUUUUUGAGCAAAUAAGAUCAAUUUCUAAGCUUGUAAUUUUCAAUAAUCUCUUUUUUUCAAUAGCGAAAUGAGGGGCCAAAAAUGUGUAAGUAUAUUUUUUUCUGUUAGGAAAAUUUAUAUCUCU
Chrysoperla carnea is the source of this 12463-nucleotide messenger RNA. It is a transcript of the gene nonC, whose product is annotated as serine/threonine-protein kinase SMG1. The transcript is spliced from 7 exons. Gene Ontology annotation, molecular function: protein serine/threonine kinase activity; protein binding. Gene Ontology annotation, cellular component: TORC2 complex; nucleus; TORC1 complex. The record is from RefSeq and is a predicted model, not a curated record. Gene Ontology annotation, biological process: nuclear-transcribed mRNA catabolic process, nonsense-mediated decay; phosphorylation; negative regulation of macroautophagy. Lineage: Eukaryota; Metazoa; Arthropoda; Insecta; Neuroptera; Chrysopidae. Bases 90 to 10658 code for a protein of 3522 amino acids.